CAACAUCACAGCUGUGCGCAACCCUAACACCUUCAACCUCUCCAUACCGAAAGUCCGCGGCAAUAGGACCCCCGUAAUUGGAACGAAUUAACUCUGUCCAUCGACAGGAGUGAGGGGUUUGGAAUCCUCAUCGCGCAACCGCAAUGGCGCGCGGCCGUCCUUCACGAGCUGCGGCUCGUCGCAGCACUCCCUUGCGAGUAGCCACCCCACCGCCGGACUCGGACGAUGAAAUGAUUGAUGCGCCAGAGUCGCGUGCAGAGACUCCAGCCGAGGAAGAGGAUGAGGCCGCGACACCGGCGCACGAGAGCGAGGAGGAAAAGGCGCCCUCGGAGCGAUCAUCACCACCGGUCGUUCAACCGUUCCCGCGUAAGAAGCGCCUCGGUCGCCCACCAAAGAAUAGGCCGCCGGACUGGAACGUCAUUCCUGAUAACGUCUCCGAGGGCGGCACACCCAUCAAGCGCAAGCGUGGCCGUCCUGCUGGGGGAGGAUUCCGGGGCCGACCCCGAGGAGUCCCAGCUGGGCCAACGCGGGUUGCCAUCGACAAGGAGGGGACGAUGAUGGAUGUUGUAAAUGACGAAGUUGAUCUACCGGAUGACCCAGAAGGAGAAACGAAAGUGGAUAAGAUGGGAAACCUACAGGGUGGCCGAGAUUAUCGUGUGCGUGUCUUUACCAUCGGCGGAAGAGGAGACCGAUUGUACAUGUUGUCGACCGAGCCUGCCCGUUGCUGUGGAUUCAGGGACAGUUAUCUUUUCUUCACAAAGCACAUGAAGUUGCAUAAGAUUAUUAUCGACGACACGGAAAAGAGGGAUCUCAUUGAUCGCGAAGUCAUCCCACAUUCUUACAAAGGCCGAGCUAUUGGUGUCGUCACCGCGCGAUCGGUAUUCCGAGAAUUUGGCGCACGCAUUGUUAUAGGAGGAAAGAGGGUCAUAGACGAUUACUACGCCCAAGCAGCGAGGGAGCGAGGCGAGAUCGAAGGCGAGAUCGCGGAGCCCCACGAUAAGCUACCCCCUCCAGGCGAACCCUACAACAAGAACCAGUACGUCGCGUGGCAUGGUGCCAGUGCUGUGUACCACACAGGCGUGCCUAGUGUUCCCAUCACCAACGGAAAGCUUCCUGUCGGUCCCAAACGAAAGGUCAAUAUCACUUCAGCCAACUGGCAAUUCGAACAUGCCCGCUCUGCUAGUCGCUUCAACUCCGUACUAUCUCAAGUCCGGAAAGAAAACAUGCAAGGCAUCUACGAUCCCCACACGAACUUAAUGUGCUUCCCCAAGAUCACCCAACCGACUCACGCCCGGUGGGAAGAGGUGCCCCCCUCCGAGUCCGACGUGCCCAGCAUCGUCCGGCGAAACUACCUCAUCGUCGACCGCGUCUACCAAAACCCACCCUUCACCGGUCUGGGCAAUCCGGGUGCCGACGCCGACUUCUGCGACAUAGGCCCGAACGGGCUCCCCAAGGUCGACGACGAAGAUCUCGAGAAGAUGACGCCUGAGGCGCGCGCGGCCUUUGUACAGGCAAAGAGCGCAGAAGCAGAGUGGAGGAACCAGUGGCAAACGGAGCACGUCGACGGGAAGCGAGCGAAACUCAAGAUUGCAUUCACAGGCGUUCCGGUCUAAGUUCGUUUCAAACUGCCGCUCUAUCAUCAAGGCAUAAGAAAGAAGUGUGGUUUUUUUUUUCAUUUUCUCCUUUUCACAUUAAUGUUGGGGGCGAUCAGGAAUACCAAAGUUUCCAAACACAACAACGUGUAUGUGUGUAUGUGUUUGUGUGUAUCAUUAUAGGUAGUUAUAGGAUAAUGAUUUCGAAUGG
Aaosphaeria arxii CBS 175.79 is the source of this 1803-nucleotide messenger RNA. Its product is annotated as nuclear localization protein-like protein NPL6. Lineage: Eukaryota; Fungi; Ascomycota; Dothideomycetes; Pleosporales. The record is from RefSeq and is a predicted model, not a curated record. The transcript has 2 exons. Gene Ontology annotation, molecular function: chromatin DNA binding. The coding region runs from base 144 to 1613 and encodes 489 amino acids. Gene Ontology annotation, cellular component: nucleus.